Molecule: messenger RNA, 3427 nt
Organism: Amoebophrya sp. A120
Lineage: Eukaryota; Dinophyceae; Syndiniales; Amoebophryaceae
Source: the annotation of a GenBank genome assembly
GGAAUCGCGCCUGCAUUUUUCACGGACUCUUGACGCAUGGCGUGCUGCUUAUCGCACUCACGAAGCGGCAUCGUGUUCAGUACGGCGCGAACCCGCACCGCCCGGGCUACCUGAUGGCCGUCCCGUACGUCGCGAAAGACACCGCGGCCGACCGGACAGAGUUUGCCCACCCUGACGCGCUCCUCCUCCUGACCGUUGCGCACUAUUACCAGGAGGGCCUCGCGGUAGGCGAGUUGCGGCAGGUGUUUGAGAAGCUGCAGGGACUUGGUGAAUCUGAGGGGGCUCAAACGUACUCAAAGUGGGUGGAGCGUCUCCGCGACGCAGACACGCGGAACUUCUUGAAGUAUCCGCAGCUGAAGGCGGUCAACCUCGAAGACGCCACGGACUUUCACACAUGUCUUUACCCAGCAUUUCGCCGGAGCAUGGACGCGAUCGACUUUUUCCUGAAAUUCCUUGUGUUUCCCACACAGGCCGUGCAGUACAAGACCAAGCUGACCGCGAGCGCGCCAGACCUGUGCAAGACCACCGCGAUGGGAGUUGCUGGCAUUACACAGGGAUUUUCCGGAACAGACGACGCCAUCACGCCGUGCUGCAUUGAGCAGCGCAACAUUGCCAGUCUCUGCGACACGAAGGGUUUGCAGGUGAUGAGUUUUCGCAGGCCAGAGAACGACGAGCGGAUAACGGUGCGGCAGGGAGGUGGCGCGCACGAAAUUCUGGACAUCUUGGGGGAACGGUCCGACAUAACCGUGGUGCUAGACCCGGGCGCGUUGGUACUGGAGCUUUCAAAUUUGGACUUCGUGAAAGCCUGGGCGGCCCGGCAAAAGGCAGCGCGCGCUGCCGUCUUCUUCGGAGCGGACAAUGAAGCCAUGGUUUGGAUACGUGCCACGGAGGAAGUGCUACCGCUGCGCCUCUCAUCUUUUGCGACGGACCUGCGCGCCUGCCUCGUCUACUUCGACGACGUGAUGACUAGAGGAACCGACCUGCCUUUGCCCGUCGAUGCCCGAGCCGUGCUCACCCUGGGACGAGGCAUGCUGAAAGACAAACUCCUGCAAUCCAGUGGGCGCUUGCGGGGCCUUGGGCGCGGCCAGUCGGUCCUCAACGUGGCCGCAUACGAAGUGGGUCAGCAGCUCGACGCCCUCGAGCUGGAAAUCUUUGGCAGCGCAACGGGCAAGGCAGGGACAGAGGGACGGGCCAUUGCGGGGCUCAGCGCGGAGCAAAUAGUGGACAAAGAGAAACAGUCGAGACAGAAGAUCUCCAUAUUCGAACAAGUUGAAUUGAUUGCGCCUUUGAGCGCCGAGCAGCGGCAACAAAAGAAGGAAAUGGAGAGAGAACUGGAGGAGCUACAAACCGCCACCGCUUCGCGGAACGUGCGGGAACUAACGCAGGAAGAAAAGGAUGUUGCACAGGUAACCGUCGUCAUUCUAUGGGCUCUUCGGAACACGGUGGAAGACAUCGCCGCCCAGCUCUACUGGACACAAUUCGGAGGGAGACAAGGGCAAGCGCUCGAAAUUUGUUUUGCAUAUGUUGCUUCUCUAUUGGCCCCUCGUAGCAAUCAUGAGGUUGUUAUUAGGUGAGCGAAAAGCAAAGCAGUUGACUUUGCAUUCUGAAAAAAGCGCAUACGCACCCGCACAAGUACGUGCAAAAAUGGCUCGAAGAACGCUGAUGUCGGCUCCCUCCGCUUUUUUCUUAUCGAUAGCACUCCCCUCGCUGUCAAUCAAUGUCGGCGCAGCGUGAAGAAGAAUCAGGCGCGUCUACAGUACCUACAAAGUCCUCCCGGAGGAAGUCUUCUUGACGAGCAAGAGUCUAAAGCGCAAAUCGAAGACUCCGCUGUAGUAGCGAUUCCUCCAGAUGAAGCUGCACUGGCAAAGUACGGCGAGGCCUGUGUUGAGCAAGAGCCGGUAGAGCUGCUAGCCCAGUACGGGUACAAGCGGGAAUGCCGCGCCCUGCUCGACACGACGAAGGACGCCUUGCGGCAGUGGAACAGCGACGAGUUCGCAAACGCCAUGAUCAGACGGGUAGAGCAACUGGCCCCCGACCUCACACGCUUUGCGUCCACGCUAGAUUGCACCCAAGAACGUGAAUUGGAACAGGAGCUCGAGGAAGAGCGCGACUGCGCCCGGAUCACGGAACUCGUGCCCGCGUCAGCUGCCAUUCCGGAGGAGUUGCGUGCGUUCGCGCAAAAAGUAAACCUCGGUGAGCCCAUUCCGCAGGUACUUGCGCUCUUGGUUUUUUGUUUCAUUGAUUUUUACACUUGAAAUUUCGGAUCAGUUUUUAUUUUAUUUGAAUGGUAAUCGGACUGUACUCGCUGUUGCUGCAACAGACAGGUUAGCUACGGUAUAUAUAAAUCAGUCACCCACUCAGCCUCAUUCAUUCACAUCUUCACAACAGGACCAGACCGACUUCUUACUACCCCUGCAAACCUUUGUGGACAACCUGGAGCUCGCAAAACCCCUGCAGCUCCACACGACGAGUACCUUCGUCACCGAAGGCUUCGCUAACACUUUGAAGAGCACGGGUGCGAAAUCUUAUGGAGUCUUGAAGUCGGUGGACUUCGUCGUUCGCUUCAAAACGGCUGAGGAUGCAGAAGCUUUGUUGAUCGUGUCUAACCAGGAAGCAGAGCAAGUUUUCACAAGCACCGACGGGAAAAUAUCGCCUUUUCUCCGGGUUUUCACACCGCAGACCACGCGAAACCAAACUGCCGACGCAGUGGUGAGUCGCAAGGCCGUCGGCAAAUUGCUGUUGGACCACGAGCUGAGCAAUCAGCUCCUUCGAAAGCCGAAAGACUAUACUUUCCAGGAGUUGGAGCUUCGCGACUGCCCGCAUCUGCAUGUCCUCGGGUGCAGUCUGUUUCCAAAUACCGGCUUGCAGCAGUGCAUCAUGCGGUACUUCGCCUUGUGUCCACGUAAAGUGAAGAAAACGCUGUUUGAGGACCUCGCCGAAAAGCACCUGGUGGAGGCAGACGGCUUCACGAAAGUCGAGGGUGAAGGCCGAAAACGAGCCGGGUGCGAGAUUUCCCGGUACCAGGUUUCUCCGGUGCCAGCGCUUGUGGGAUUGUUCGAGGACUUCAGAAAUUUGGGCACCGAGCUGGCGAGCUCGACGAUGGGAGACGUGCUUGGAAAGUGACUCAGAGAAAGCAGUUGGGAUGAGCUGACUUUAUUAUAAAAAUAUUCUCACAUAAUUAGCGGCAUUCAUUUGCGUAGCGGUCGUCGAUUCGGGAUGUACACGUAGGACUAUAUCGCCUCGAAUAUCUUUUCUCAUUCACGGAUCAAUAUUCCAAAAAAAAUAGGAAAAAAGGAUAUCCGCUGUAUACCUAGAGUUUUUCCAUUCAAGUGUCCGUACCUAUUGUUUAUGUUUUCUAAUCACGAUAGGCACUCUAAUUGAGUCUUUCGCUUUCACGACAUUUCAUGUGAUACAACACAGCUUUUUU